GGCGCUGCAUCAAAUCCACACAAGUAAAACAGCUGCGAAUGGGCUUUUAAAGACAGGAGAAAACCAUAUCUUUCACAAUAUAACAAUGCAUGGACAGACACUUGGUGCAUAUUGUUUUAUGUGUGUGGGCGGUCAAUGAGACAUGCGUAAUGGCAUGGAGAGAACAUGCAAACUGGAAUUGAAUAUAGGCCUAUACAACACAUUCAGAAGCACACAUCUUUCUUGUUUUUGUAUAGUGAAUUAGCUAAAUAAGGCUAUAAUUUGAAUGCGGAGAGAGUCCCUGGAUGUGAAGCUGAAAGCAUUUACGAAGGGCGACAUCUGCUGACCAACAAACACUCCCCAGAGCAGAUCUCGCGAGAGUGGUGGCGUGGCUGGCUGGCUGUGUGGUUGCAGUAGACAGAGGGAGAAGGCAGGCAGGCAGCAUCAUGGCGGACAGAGACAGUGGAAGUGAGCAGGGAGGAGCAGCCACGGGCCCGGGCGUCGGUUCCAUGCACCCAGUGACAGGAGGGGCGGGCUCGGCUUCCGGGCUGCAACACGAGACGCAAGAGCUGGCGUCGAAACGGGUUGACAUUCAAAAUAAACGUUUCUAUCUGGACGUGAAGCAGAACGCAAAAGGCCGCUUCUUAAAGAUAGCUGAAGUCGGGGCCGGUGGAAACAAGAGCCGCCUCACUCUCUCCAUGUCAGUGGCAGUCGAGUUCCGUGACUACUUAGGGGACUUCAUCGAACAUUAUGCCCAAUUAGGUCCUAGCAAUCCGGACAUCGCACAGGAUGAGCCGAGGCGAGCACUUAAAAGCGAAUUCUUGGUCCGGGAGAAUCGGAAGUACUACAUGGAUCUGAAAGAGAACCAGAGAGGCCGGUUUCUGAGGAUUCGACAGACCGUGAACCGGGGGCCCGGUUUGGGAUCCACGCAAGGCCAGACAAUUGCUCUGCCUGCCCAGGGACUUAUUGAGUUUCGUGACGCUUUGGCAAAACUCAUUGACGACUACGGAGUAGAUGAUGAACCUGCGGAGUUGCCAGAGGGGACCUCCUUGACAGUGGACAACAAACGCUUUUUCUUCGACGUGGGCUCCAAUAAAUACGGAGUGUUCAUGAGGGUAAGCGAGGUGAAGCCAACAUACCGCAACUCUAUCACGGUGCCCUACAAAGUGUGGUCCAAAUUUGGAAAUACGUUCUGUAAAUACGCGGAGGAGAUGAAGAAGAUCCAGGAGAAACAGCGGGAGAAAAGGGCAUGUGAAAUGCAGCAACAAGAGGAGAUGCAUGCUGAUGAUGCAGACGAGGAUUGAUAUAUAGAGCAAAAACAUGCAAGAAAAUAAUCAAAAUAACAAAAAGAGAAAUUAUAAUAACUUUACUGUAAAAAGAAAGAAAUCUAAAGAUUUAACUGUAACUGUUUAACUCCAAGGGAGCACCACCCACAAAAAAAGAAACCUCCACAAACUGACAGUUAAGACAUGUUGUCACCCAUCGCUGGAUGUUACCCACUUACCCACCAUUAAUACAGUAAGCGGCUGCUAAACAAAGUAAUAACAUUAUAUAUGAACCGUGUUUCCUACUUGAUGACAGAUGAUAAAGAACUGAGUGUUUAUUUCUCUUAUUAACCAAUAACUUUUGUACACGUUAAAGAUAUUAUUAGUGUUUGCAAUAUUCAAAUGGAAUUAUUGCCGAGUUAUGAGAAACAAGUCCUUUUCAUUUGACUUCAGCACAAAUCAGAUAUUUUAGUUUUUUUUAACCGAAAUUUAAAACCUUUUUAAGAGGUUGACAUAGUGUAGGCCUACUUGCCACCCUAUUUACCUGUACCUGUGAGUAGAGAUUUGUUUACACAUGAAUCAUAUGAGGGCUAGGCCUGCUUUGGAAUUUUGUUUAGAUGUCAUGCAGUCUGCCUAUGUACUUUUUUCAAUGUCAUGCAACGAAACAAGUGCUCUCUCUCUCUCUCGUGCAAUAUGCAUUGCAUUGAACUCGAACACAUUGAACUGGUCAAUGGAACUCGACAUGAAGACUUUCAAAAGGAAUAUUACUGUUGUAACCUUUGUUUCAAUUGAAAGUGUCGUCAUGCAGAUCGUUAUACUAUAGACUAUCUUUGUGUCUCGUCAUGCAAUGUGUUUUUUAAAAAGGUACCGUCUUAGAUUAAGGAAGUGCAGUGACAACAUGCAGCACAUUACAUGGGAAGUGGUUGAGAACAGCAUAUUUGUCAUAUAGACCACUCAAUCCUGCUAGCACCGCCUAAUUGGCAUUAUGGUGUAUUGAUAGUGCUGAUUAAUAAAAGUAAAGCAUGGUUUUGAGAGUCUGAGAUGUAUGUGAACAUCAGCACUUAUGAAUAAGAGGUUUUCUGUUGGGGAAUUUGACACACAAAGGACCAGCAAAUAUCAGCCAACCAAUAAGAUGCCAAUGUACCAAUGAGUGCUGUUGCUGCAUGUUUACCUGUACAAAGCCUGAUAUUGGUUUUCACACAUUGUGGCUCAAGGACACCUCUCCAAGCUCGUGUUCAUCCCUGUAAAUGCUCAACUGAUCUUUAGAUUGAAUGCUGGUCUGAAUAUCUCAGUUGUUACCAAAGACGCUGGCAACAAUCAGAUCAUGUCAGAUUUACCCCAGUAUUCAGUGAAAAGAUCACCUGGUGUAUUGGAUGGAGUAUAAAGCAGCAGGCCUAACUGUCCUUGAGCCCCCUGGUUAAAGCCACUGGUGUAAAUGGUACACGGAUGGGAGCGUCCUCUUCGGCAUAUAAACAACCUGGUGCCUUAAACACUCCGCAUGAUUACAUGCGGGCCUGAUGCUUUGGAUCACAGUUUGGGCUCUUGUUUUUUUUCCCGCUUUGCUUUUCCGUGUGCCGCAGCACAACUUGUGGUGCCAAGGGGUUCUUUAAGAACCCUUCCGAAAAGAAAAGGGGCAGAUUACAAAGCUUUUUCUGCAACCUUUCCCCCUUUCCCAAUCUCACUCUCAUCCCCAAGCCAUCCAGGUAUCGGCCUACAUGUAAACGUGAAAGGGGGUGGUCACCUGGAAGACAAUGCAUAGGAGGCUGCUCUUCACAGGCCCAGCCUGGUGAGGUGGAGCGGAGAGCAGGGGCUGACUGGUAACAUCACUGUGGACUGGAUUGAGAAGGCUUGUUGGAGGCCCUCUUGUGAUGCUCUCUGUGUGUAGUUCUAUGGCUUGGGCAGUAAUGUGUAAUUUGUAAGUUGCUAAAGACCUCAAUUAGGGGGAGUAGUAAGCAUGUCUUAUUUUGAUUUGUGUUUAGUUUUUUAGUUUGAACUUUUCAGCGUUAUUCCACAUCUUUGUCAUUUUGAAUGUUUUUUUUUUUUUUGCUCACAAAGGAUAUUUUAUUUUCAGUGCAACAUUUCAUUACUGUGUGCAAUAUCCUAUGUGCCGAUUGGUGGCAAUAUGUAUAUCAAUUAAAUAUAUGAUUAAUAUUUGAA
Messenger RNA from Salmo salar (Atlantic salmon), 3401 nucleotides. The record is from RefSeq and is a predicted model, not a curated record. NCBI's taxonomy places the organism in Eukaryota, Metazoa, Chordata, Actinopteri, Salmoniformes, Salmonidae.